GCCGUAUUGAAAUGGCUCACCACGGCCACCAUUUUGCAGUCGUUUUGUAAGCAAGCUGCGUCCAUUCGUUCUGCAGCACCAGGAAAUAAAGUGUAUCAAAAAAGGGAUUAAUUAAACUUUGAGAUAGAUAUUUUCACGGACGAAACGAUGGCUGACCCAUCCGCAGACGUGACUCUAUCGGAGGGAGCAGAGGUCCGCAGACUGUCGGAUCUGAGAGUGAUCGAUCUGAAGGCCGAGCUGAAGAAACGAAACCUGGACACCACCGGCGUCAAAAGCGUGCUGUCCGAGCGGCUGAAGAAGGCAAUCGAGGAAGAGGGUGGAAACCCUGAUGAGAUUAUUCUUGCUCCAGAGUCGAUCCCUAAGAAAGCUACUCCUAACGUCAAACGGUCCUCCAAAGAUGCAAUGCCAGAGAACGAUGAACCAGAAGAAAGCACUAUGGAGGAAGAUUGCAAUGAGGAGCAUCAGGAUGAUCAUGAGAACAUGCAGGAAAUGGACAUCCUCGACAUGAGCAUUCUGGAUGACACGGAGAAUGACAACGGGAUACCAGCCAAGGACGAUGAGGAGGAAACCGUGAAUUCACCCUGUGACGACGACGCACUGUUGAAAGACGAAAAUGAAAACAAGAUCUUGGAGUCAGAAGAUGAAGCAAAAGCUCCAGAGAUGGAGGCAUCCGAGAUGUUAGAGGAGAAGGAGGAAUUACUGACUAACUCAUCAAUCACUAUGGCGGAGGAUCCAGAUGCAGAUGACGUGAAAGAAGUAACAGAAAAUGAAAAAGUAGCCGGGUCUUGUUUAUCUGAGCCGCUUAACGAAGAUCAGCACCAGAGCCCCGAGACGAUCCCCGAAGAAGAGCAAGCUGCCGCGGCCGGAGGGGAAGACAAUGUGUCCGACACCGGAGACAAGUCCGAGCAGGCCGCCUCUGGAGACGUGGAGACCGUCCGGGAUGUUGUGGAGACCGCCCGGGAUGUUGUGGAGACCGUCCGGGAUGUUGUCGAGACCGUCCGGGAUGUUGUCGAGACCAUCCGGGAUGUUGUCGAGACGGACGCCUUAGAGGUUGGGGACACAGAGAAAGCCCCAGAAGAGACAUUUGACUCUGAAAACAAAAGCACGCAGGCUGUUAGUGAUAGCGUACAGGGCACUGUGGGAGAAACUGUUGAUACAGAAAUGGGGGCUAAGGAGGGUGAGGAGGAGGAUGAGAAGACAGAAGAGAAAGCUGCCGCGGAUUCAGCGUCCACAGUGAAAGAGUCCUCUUCUGUAGAGGGCGAUGAUCCGAAAAAGAGCUCUGAGGAGAAAGAUUCCAAGACUGAGACAAAAGACGAGACAGCCGCUGGAAGUGCUGCAGCUAGCAGUAGCAGAAAUCUGUGGGUCAGCGGUCUUUCUUCCACUACUAGAGCGACUGAUCUGAAGACUCUUUUCAGCAAAUAUGGCAAGGUUGUUGGAGCGAAGGUGGUGACGAAUGCUAAGAGUCCCGGGGCUCGCUGCUAUGGUUUUGUCACCAUGUCUUCCACUGAGGAGGCCUCAAAGUGCAUCGAGCACCUCCACAGGACCGAGCUGCACGGCAGGAUGAUCUCUGUGGAGCGGGCAAAGAAUGAGCCUGCGGGGAAGAAGCCAGCGGACAAGAACGACCCCAAGAAGUCUGGCAGUGACAGGAGACACUCCUCUGACUCCAAAACCGAGGGGAAGGACGGUCAAGUUGAGGGACAAGGAGAAGAUGCCAAAGGGCGAAACGAGAGGACUGUAAUUAUGGACAAGUCCAAAGGAGAGCCUGUCAUCAGUCUGAAAACCAAGAGUAAAGAACGAAGCUCAAAGAGUCGGGACCGCAAGUCGGCGAGUAAGGAGACGAAAGAAAUCCUGUCGUUCGACCAGAUCAAGGAGCAGAGAGAGAGGGAGCGACAGAGGCAGCGAGAGAGGGAGAUCAGAGAGGUGGAGAGACGCAGAACCGAUCGGGACCGUGACACCCGUCCGGACCGCGAGCGCGAGAGGAUCCGUCUGUUCCGAGAGAAAGAGGAGAGGAAACACUUGCUCCGGAAGAGAGACUAUCUGGAGGUUGAUAAACUCACUGAACGGUUUAACCCUCAGGUUGAGAAGCAGCGCCUGGACGCAGAGCGCAUGGAGCGUCAGUUCCUGGAGCGAGAGAGGCUUCGCAUCGAGUACGAGAGGCGGCGCGAGCAGGAGCGCAUCAUGAGGGAGAGGGACGAGCUGCGACGACAGCAGGAGCAGCUGCGCUACGAGCAGGACCGCCGCUCCCUCAAGAGACCCUACGACAUCGACAGCAGGAAGGAGGACUGGCCUGAGAAGCGCAUUGCUCUGGACGACCGCUACAGCCGCUCGGAGUUCGGCCGUCAGGACCGUUAUCAGGACUUUGACCACAGAGACCGGGGCCGUUACCAAGAAGACACGGUGCUGGAGAGGCGGGACAACCCUCGCAGCACCGCGGACAGAGAUGGUCAGCACUUCUCAGACCGACACGGCAGAGAGGGCCGAGACUCCUGGAGCGGAGGUUUUGAUAAACGCAUCAACCCCAGAGAGGGAGGUCGAGACUGGGACUCUAGCAGGAAGGGGGAUGGAGACAGAACAUGGCAAAGUAGAGACGGAGCCAUCCCGGGCCAGAGCCACGUCGCACGGGGAGGAAUGGCCAGCAGCCGCGGCAGCUACAUGAACACGGGCACAUCUCAGUCUCUGUCCGGUGCUCUGAACCGACAGAACCAGCUGAUGCAGGGGGGGGGGCUGCAGGGGGGGGCGUUCGGACGCCGCUAUUGAUAUAAAAAAAGUGGGACUGUUUCACGAGGUCACACCUGGAACCAUGUGACACUCUUGUUUUGUACAUUUAAAAAAAAAAAAAAAAAAAAAAUCAGGAAUUCUUUUUUGACCCGAUUCCAAGCAAUUUUUCAUGGAGACUUAAUUUUCUCUUUUCUUUUUUGUGUGAUGUAGGGCUCGCUUGCCUUGUAUUUAUCAUCCAGUCCAACCUGAAGUGUGUGUGUGUGACACCGUCUACGUGCUGUUUAAGUAAAUUGUCCUGAAUUCAGACGUUUUGUAGACCUCUGGGUUGACAGACCUCUGUUUGUGUCCGAGGCAAUGUGGAAGAUUUUUUUUUAAACACAAAUGUUUGGUGUUGCUGAAUAAAAUGUUUUUAGAGUAAAGUCACAUUCAGAAUUUUUCAAUCUGUGCUUUCUUUUGUUCUUUGGUUUGUGUGACUGUUGGAUGAUGAACACAAUCUAUUGAUUAAGAUCUGUUAUAAAGUCUACUAUGGACGAUGUCUCACACCACUGUUUCUGUAACGGAAGUGUUAUUUUUUUGGGAUAAAAGUAUAAUGUUUUGUCUGUUGGGUUCAUUUUAAUGCCAGCUGCUGGUGACGAGUGUAAAAAAACACAGGGUAAACUUGGCUCUCAUCAAUAAAAGAUUUGUCAUCUUUU
Messenger RNA from Gymnodraco acuticeps, 3410 nucleotides. RefSeq names its product scaffold attachment factor B (gene safb). The transcript is spliced from 21 exons. NCBI's taxonomy places the organism in Eukaryota, Metazoa, Chordata, Actinopteri, Perciformes, Bathydraconidae. The record is from RefSeq and is a predicted model, not a curated record. Gene Ontology annotation, molecular function: RNA binding; sequence-specific DNA binding. The coding region runs from base 148 to 2757 and encodes 869 amino acids. Gene Ontology annotation, cellular component: nucleus. Gene Ontology annotation, biological process: regulation of transcription by RNA polymerase II; regulation of mRNA processing.